This is a messenger RNA of Alosa alosa (allis shad), 1995 nucleotides long. RefSeq names its product potassium channel tetramerization domain containing 7 (gene kctd7). Gene Ontology annotation, biological process: protein homooligomerization. Bases 201 to 1223 code for a protein of 340 amino acids. NCBI's taxonomy places the organism in Eukaryota, Metazoa, Chordata, Actinopteri, Clupeiformes, Clupeidae. The transcript is spliced from 4 exons. The record is from RefSeq and is a predicted model, not a curated record. Gene Ontology annotation, molecular function: protein binding.
GCAACAUAUCAGAGGGCUUAAGCACGACAGUCCCAGAGGCUGGGGGGCAGUAUCGUACAGUGUUCAUCUGACAACUGUUAACGCCCACCCUCUGGGUAGCAGACUAAGAACGAAACGGGCGCGACAUUUCAAUAUCAUUUGACCUCGUUCGUUCACAUUUUGUAUAACGUUAGCACGAGCCGGACGCUGUGUUGGUGUGCAUGCAGCAGAAUGGGGCUGGCGAGACAUCUAACGGAGAACCAUCGGCGCUCUCCUUUCGAACACCUAGCCCGCUCCCCAUGGCUACAUCACGGGUAAGACGGUUUGCUCAGGAGGGGCGAGCGGUCCCUCAGCCAAGAGUGAUGGUGGUAUUUUCUCCGGCGAGCGAGACUGAUAACCAAGAGGAUGCUGCUAUGUCGAACACAGAGUGCGAGGGCGAUGAAUACAGAAAACCAGCCAUAACCGCACCUAGUCUGAACCUGGGCAAACCUCUUCGCACAUUCAGCCCAGCACAGGAGUUUCCUGAGGUCGUCCCUCUAAAUGUGGGUGGUACACACUUUACCACUCGCCUGUCCACCCUGCAGCGUUACGAGGACACCAUGCUGGCUGCAAUGUUCAGUGGACGACAUCACAUCCCGCGUGAUGCCGAGGGCCGCUUCUUUAUUGACCGGGAUGGGAAAUAUUUUGGGGAUAUUCUCAAUUUCCUGAGAGAGGGGGAGUUACCAAAAAGAGACAGAGUUCGCGCUGUGUAUAGAGAGGCCCAGUACUAUGCCCUCGGACCACUGUUGGAAAGCCUAGAGGAUAUUCAGCCGCUCACUGGGGAGAAGGUCCGCCAGGCCUUCCUUGACCUCCUGCCUUACUACAGAGAGAACCUGGAGCGCAUAGUGGAGAUUGCCAAAUUGCGUGCCAUGCAGAGGAAGGCUCGUUUCGCCAAGCUCAAGGUAUGCGUCUACAAGGAGGAAAUGCCCAUCACCCCAUACGAGCGACCACUCUUCAACUCGCUGCGGUUCGAGCGCACGGAGAGCGAGGCCAAGCUCUUCGAGCACCACUGCGAGGUGGACGUGUCGUUCGGGCCGUGGGAGGCCGUGGCCGAUGUCUACGACCUGCUCCACUGCAUCGUCAGUGACCUGGGCGAGAGGGGCAUCACCGUGGACCAGCAGUGCAUCGGCGUGUGUGACAAGCACCUCAUCAACCACUACUACUGCAAGAGGCCUAUCUACGAAUUCAAGAUCACUUGGUGGUGAGAGAGAGGUUGAGGAGGGGAACUUGGAUCUUUACUCUUGUGGCUUUAGGUGUGCCUCUAUAAGCAGGACGUCAUCAGGGUCUGCACGCCCUCUGGACUCUGUGCAAGGAAUUCUAGUAGCGCUACGCUUUAAGAGAGGAGCUGGCUGACCUGUUUGUAUCUCCUCAUUAUUUAGUCUUUUAAAUGGCAAUAGCAAGCUUCCUUUUUCCCUGGAGGAGUUGGGACAUUAGUAACAUUGUGUUUGGAAGCCCCUACAGUUUCAUCUAUCUUACUGUUUUCUGUUUGAUCUUUAAAACGGUGUUUUUAUCUUCCUCCAUGUAUUGUGGAUUACAAUGGUCAUCUGAAAGUCUGUGAUUGUGAAAUGGUAUCGUGUUAACUGAAGAUGACUUUCUGAUCUGAUACAUGUCUAUAUUGUGCAAUCUAUAAAAUUAGUAGAGAAAUCAUUCCUAACUGGAUGCAAUCAAGAAAACUGGUUAAUUGUGUUUAUGUACAUUUAUAUUUUUGUAACCUGUUCUAUAUAUUAAUUUUGAGAUGAACGUCAUGCUAGAACUAUAAACCACUUUGCUCAGUCUUUCUGUGCUAAGUGCAGUUAAAGAUAUUUUCACAUUUCGCCAAUUUCAGGGAAAAUACAUACUGGUAUUAAAUAAUUGAAAAUACUGAAAUAUUGAGGGCUUUAAAAUGAAUUGUAUCCAUGGAUAGUAGAAUUAUAAUUUAAUUUCUCCCUGAACUCUGUUCUACCUCUAAAAUGUAUGGGACAAGAAUUAAGAGAUAAA